Andrographis paniculata is the source of this 725-nucleotide messenger RNA. Its product is annotated as glucosamine 6-phosphate N-acetyltransferase-like. The transcript has a single exon. Gene Ontology annotation, cellular component: endoplasmic reticulum; Golgi apparatus; endoplasmic reticulum-Golgi intermediate compartment. Gene Ontology annotation, molecular function: glucosamine 6-phosphate N-acetyltransferase activity; monosaccharide binding. Gene Ontology annotation, biological process: UDP-N-acetylglucosamine biosynthetic process. The record is from RefSeq and is a predicted model, not a curated record. The coding region runs from base 1 to 489 and encodes 162 amino acids. NCBI's taxonomy places the organism in Eukaryota, Viridiplantae, Streptophyta, Magnoliopsida, Lamiales, Acanthaceae.
AUGCUUGAAGGGAAAAUGGAAACGGGAAACUCUUCCACGGAAGAAGAUAAGUUUACAGUUAGGAGAUUGGAGAUCUCCGACAAGAACAAGGGUUUCAUCGAGCUACUCCAGCAGCUGACCUGUUGCGCUUCUAUAUCCGAGGAGGCAUUCAAAGAAAGAUUUUAUGAAAUCGCCAAAUCAGGCGACGAUCAUCUCAUAUGCGUCAUAGAGGACAAAGAUUCUGGAAAGAUUGUUGCUACUGGGAGCAUAUUCAUCGAGAAGAAGUUCUUGAGGUAUUGUGGCAAAGCUGGUCACAUUGAAGAUGUGGUGGUGGAAUCUAGUUUACGAGGAAAGCAAUUAGGCAAGAAGAUCAUAAAGUUCCUUUCGGAUCAUGCCCAGGCCAUGGGAUGUUACAAGGUGAUCCUGGAUUGCAGCCCCAACAACAAAGCAUUCUACGAGAGGUGCGGUUUCAAGCAUAAGGAAAUUCAGAUGGUGAGAUACUUCACUUGAUGGAUGCAUCAUCUUCUACUUUCUGCAUUACAAACAUUUCAAUUAAGAGAACAUAAAUAAUCUGAUCAUAUUGUUGUUCUGUACAUUACUGCUGUUCAUUUUUGGAGAAUGGUAUUCUCAAAAAGCAAUUUAUAUUCGAGAAUAUCAAGUUGUUUUUUACUACAAAAAGAGAGUUCAGGCAGUAAGGUUAUUGCAUCCUUAUGAAUACACAAUAGAGUAAAGGCAAUAAUUAUUCA